AUGGCUUCCCGGCACGCUGAUCGAACAAGGUACGACGAACGCGCCCCCCGCCGUGAUCGUGACGACAGACGCGACACGCGGGACCGUGACGACCGCCGCCACUACGAAGACGAGCGCAGCCGCAACGAUCGCCGCCGCGACCGCGAUAGGGACCGCGACCGCGAUUCCUAUCGUCGCAGCCGCUCGCCUCGCCGUGACCGGGACAGAGACCGGUCACGAGACAGGGCGCACGGCUCCAGCUACCGCGGCAGCCGCGACGACAGACGCUCCGGUCACGACGACCGCUGGGAGCGGCAUGACCGCCGUGACGACCACCGACGCAGCGAUGACCGCGCUCGCCAUUCCCUGUCGGCCACCCCGGGCGCGGACCCCAGGUCGAGCUCCAGGGCCAAUGACAUCAGGCAAGAGAAAAAUAAGCGUGCUGACGAGAAGCCGAAGCUAGACGAGGAUGCGAAGAAAGCAGAAAGGCUCGCUCGCGUUGAGGCGUGGAAGAAGAAGAAGGCUCAGGCCCAGACUGACAGCCCCGCUGGCGGUUCGUCGCCCGCUCCCGCUACACCCGCCACUCCGACAGCUCCUUCGGCCCCUUCUACAAGCGCUGCAGAGCAAGCUCCCGCGAAAGCUACAGCUCCUUCGAAACUUGGUGCUGAGAAGAAGCCUAAGCAGGUCAAGGCAAAGGAGCCCUUCAAGCUCGCCGAGACCGCUGCCCCGGCGCCUUUCGCCAAGAUCAACGCUGCCCCUAGCAAUGGUGCUGCAGUCUCCAGUCGAGCUGGACUGGCGUCCAAACCAAACGGUAACAUCGGCUCCUUCGGGAAUAAAGCUAAACUUGAGGAAGAAGCGGCUAAGCCAGCAAAAAAGGCGUUCUUGGAUGACGGAGAGAGCACGGGCAAACGUUCACUCCAGGCGCUUCCCGAUUUCACCCCGCUUGACCAGGCACCCGAUGCACCCGAUGCUGAAGAAGACGACGUCAUGGACGAUAUGGACAGCCCUGAAGGUGAUAAUGCUGCCGAGAUCCAAGCUCAACUCGAGAAGCGCCGUGCCGAAAUGGCGAACGAAGAUGCGCAGAUGAAAGAAGUUACUGAAGAAGAGUCCGCGGAAAAAAUGGACGUUGACGAAGUCGCAGGCGUUCAAGAAGACGACAUCGAUCCCCUCGACGCCUUCAUGGCAGGCCUGUCAGAGACGCAGCCAAGCAGGGGUCGACCUCAAGGCCAAACCAUGUUUGACGAAGACCACGAACCGGACCUGACUGCUGUCGAGGGCGAGGAUCUCCUCGCACUCGCUGCUACCAAGAAGAGGAAGAAGGAGGUUCCCAUCACCGACCAUUCUAAAGUUGAGUACGAACCUUUUCGUAAGAACUUCUAUACAGAGCCUACGGAGAUCGCCAACAUGACUGAGGAAGAAGUACGCAAUCUUCGCUUUGAACUUGACGGGAUUAUCGUCAAAGGUGCUAACGUGCCCCGCCCUGUUACCAAAUGGGCUCAAAUGGGUCUCUUGCAGCAGACGAUGGACGUAUUCGGUAAGCUGCGUUUCACAAAGCCUACGCCGAUUCAAGCACAAGCUAUCCCUAUGGCUGAGUCCGGCCUGGAUUUCAUCGGAGUAGCGAAGACUGGGUCCGGAAAGACUCUUGCUUUCGGAAUCCCCAUGAUCCGCCAUAUUCUGGAUCAGCAACCUCUCAAGCCUUCAGAUGGUCCGAUCGCUCUGGUCCUGGCCCCCACUCGAGAAUUAUCCGACCAGAUCGGCAAAGAGUUGAGGCCUUUCCUUAAGGCAUCGAACCUGCAUAUUGCUUGCGCCUAUGGAGGCUCGCCCAUCUCAGAGCAAAUCGCGAUGAUUAAGCGUGGUGGCAUACACGUGCUUUGCGCAACUCCCGGUCGCCUUAUUGACCUGCUUCAGAGCAACUCGGGCCGUGUUCUCAACCUCAGGCGCGUCACCUAUUUGAUACUUGAUGAGGCUGACCGCAUGUUUGACAUGGGUUUUGAGCCACAGGUCAUGAAGAUCAUGGCCAACAUCCGGCCAGAUCGGCAGACUAUUCUCUUUUCUGCUACCAUGCCCAAGAACAUCAACGCUUUGGCAAAGAAGGGGCUUACGAAUCCUGCUGAAGUGACAAUCGGGGGCCGUAGUGUCGUUACGAAGGACGUGCACCAAGUAGUGGCUAUAGUACCUCCAGGCCACGAUCCUAAGAUCAAAGAGCUCCUCAGACAACUCGGUCUCUUGUUUUCCAAGGAUGAGAAUGCCCAAAUCCUUGUGUUCGUCGAGCGACAGGAGACGGCCGAGGAUCUUCUCCACAAGCUUAUGAAGGCGAAGUAUGUCGGUGUAAACACGAUUCACGGCGCUAAGGAUCAGACGGAUCGUAGUGAGGCAAUUAACGACUUCAAGCAGGGCGUUCUGCCUAUCCUGAUCGCUACAUCUGUUGCUGCUCGUGGGUUGGACGUUCCCAAUCUGGCCAUGGUGUUCAAUUACGAUUGCCCGACGCACUUAGAGGACUAUGUCCAUCGCUGCGGACGUACGGGGCGUGCCGGCAACAAAGGAACCGCCAUCACACUUGUACAAAUCCCAGGUGAAGAACGUUUUGCCAUGCACGUCGCUAGGGCUUUGAGGGAUAGUGGACAGGACGUCCCUGAAGACCUCGAGAAGAUUUCGAAGGACUUCAAGGCUAAGAUCAAAGCUGGUGAGGAGAAGUGGUUCGAUCCUGGAUUUGGCGGCAAAGGUCUUGAUAAGCUCGAUGCAGCACGCGCCAUGGAGAAGAGGCGAGAGAAGCGUGCACAUCAUAUCGAAGGUGAGGAUAUCAGUGAUGACGAACCGGAGUUACCCGCUCUGAAGAAUUUGCCCGAAGUGGUAUCUGCAACCACAGCGGCGGGCAAAGACCCUGAGCCUGCAGCCGAUGAACCAGCAUGGAAACGACUCCUCACCAGCAAGAUCGUUGUGAACAAGACCGAACGUCCUGCCGCUACUGGCCCAACGAAACCCAUGACGGCUAAAGAAAGGGCCUUGGCAGCAGCCAGCAAAGUGGAUGGCCGCUUAAGCAAGAAGGGUAUGAUACAUCAUGGUCAGCCCAUUGACAACAAGGGUCCAGACGCCGGUGCUUUCCACUCAACGAUCGAAAUCAACGACUUCCCACAGAAAGCGCGAUGGGCUGUCACCAACCGCACCAACGUUGUCAAGAUCUUGGAUACGACCGGCGUUUCGAUCACGACCAAGGGCAACUUCUAUCCGCCAGGCAAAGAACCUGGAGAGAAUGAUUUACCUAAGCUGUAUAUUCUUGUCGAGGGAGACAAUGAGAACGUGGUUACUGACGCUAUGAUGGAGAUCACUCGACUUCUCAAGGAGGCAACAAUGUCUGCCGAUGAUGCUCCGCGUGGGGCUACUGGACGCUACAGUGUUGUCUAG
Paraphaeosphaeria sporulosa is the source of this 3381-nucleotide messenger RNA. RefSeq names its product DEAD-domain-containing protein. Lineage: Eukaryota; Fungi; Ascomycota; Dothideomycetes; Pleosporales; Didymosphaeriaceae. The transcript has 2 exons. The coding region runs from base 1 to 3381 and encodes 1126 amino acids. Gene Ontology annotation, molecular function: RNA helicase activity; ATP binding; nucleic acid binding. The record is from RefSeq and is a predicted model, not a curated record.